Molecule: messenger RNA, 1949 nt
Organism: Pristis pectinata (smalltooth sawfish)
Lineage: Eukaryota; Metazoa; Chordata; Chondrichthyes; Rhinopristiformes; Pristidae
Product: sodium-coupled monocarboxylate transporter 1-like
Biological process (GO): iodide transmembrane transport; sodium ion transport
Cellular component (GO): membrane
Molecular function (GO): symporter activity
Source: RefSeq, a predicted model, not a curated record
CAAAAGGAACAGCCAUGGCAGAGAGCAAUAUCUUUCAAGUCUGGGAUUAUGUUGUUUUUGCUGCUAUGGUGCUUGUAUCUGCAGCAAUUGGAUUUUUUUGUGCUUUUAAAGACAGUAGGUCUGGACAAGAAUCAACUGAAGAGUUCCUAGUGGGAAGUAGACAGAUCUCUGCAUACCCAAUUGCUCUUUCAUUGGCUUCGAGUUUCUUGUCUGCCAUUACAGUAAUUGGAAAUCCAACUGAAGUAUACAGCUUUGGGAUGAUGUUUCUGAUGUUCGGCUUCACUUGGUUCAUUACAAUGACAGCCACUAGUCUGAUCUACAUUCCACUGUUCUACAGACUAAACAUAAUUAGUACUUAUGAGUAUCUUAACAGAAGAUUUGGAAAGAUGGUGAGAUACCAAGUUGUUUGUUGCUUCAUGAUAUAUAUGUUCUUUUAUCUUGGCAUUGUCACGUAUGCACCGUCAUUAGCACUAAGCCAAGUUACUGGAAUAAAUUUGUGGAUUUCCAUUGUAACCACAGCGUUUGUGUGUACACUGUAUACAGCACUAGGUGGUAUCAAAGCUGUUGUGUGGACAGAUGUUUUCCAACUGUGCAUCAUGGUAAUUGGCCUUCUGACAGUCCUGAUUCAGGGAUCAAUUCAUAUUGGAGGUUUGAAAAGAUUUGGGACAUUGGCUGAGAAUGGUGGCCGCCUUAAUUUUUUAGACUUCAACCCUGAUCCAAGGAGAAGGCACACCUUUUGGACUAUAAUAGUUGGAGGCACAUUUGGAUGGACAGCAACAUAUAGUUGUAAUCAAGCACAAGUACAAAGAUACCUAGCCUGUAAGAGUGAAAAAGAAGCAAAAAGUAAAGCUAUAUUUCUGAACUGGAUUGGUAUGAUUAUUGUUCUUACAACAGCCUGCCUGUGUGGUUUAGUUAUGUAUGCUGUUUAUGAGACGUGCGAUCCAAUAAAGGCAAACAAAAUUAGUAACACCAACCAGCUGAUGCCAUUACUGGUCGUGGAGAUUUUGAAUCAGACACCUGGAGUAGCUGGACUCUUCGUUGCCAGUGCAUACAGUGGUACAUUGAGCACAAUAUCUUCUGGCAUCAGUGCUAUGGCUGCAAUCUUUGUGGAAGAUUUUAUAAAACCUAUCUGGAAACCCUGGGAACAGUUUUCUAAUACGAAGAAGACUCUGGUCACAAAGCUCCUAGCUAUGAUAUUUGGACUUGCUACAAUAGGCCUGGCUGGGGUAGCUUCUCUGUUACAGGGAAAUAUAAUUCAGGCAUCAUUAAGUAUUGCAGGAAUCAUUCAAGGACCCAUACUGGGUGUAUUCACUUUAGCAGCGUUAUUUCCAAAGAGCAAUGGGAAGGGAGCAUUUGUAGGUUUGUUUGUUGGAUUGUCGCUUUCCCUGUGGGUAGGAAUUGCUGCUCAGAUCUAUCCACCAGCUGAUAAGUUUACUGGAUUACUUGCAACAUCUAUAUCAGGCUGUCUGCCAUCAAAUUUCACCACCUCAACUCCUAUGAAUGUAACACCACUGCUAACUACUAUUACAUCUCCAAAUCAAGAAAGACCCAGCAUAGUAGAAAAUUUCUACUCCUUAUCUUAUCUCUACUACAGCCCAAUUGCUUGCCUGAGCACUGUAUUUGUUGGCUUAACAAUUAGCUUGGUAACUGGUGGAAGUGAGAAAGUGGAUCCUUCGCUGAUUUCUCCUGUUGUACACACCAUUCAUAAAUUCAUCUUCAGGAUCAAACAAGCUCUCCCAAAACCAAAAACUAAUAACAAGUCACGAAACCCGUAUCCAGUGUUCAACGAAAAUCCUGCCAGCUGUGAAAAAACAACACAAUUUUAAAUUCUUCAAAAUUAACCAGGAUGUAAGAUACUGAAUUUGUGGGUAAUUAGCAAUUAGCUUUUUCAAUGAGGCACCACUGGAUUUCUACAAAAUGAAUGAAUAAAGCAACCAGAUUCCAGAAAA